Molecule: messenger RNA, 2161 nt
Organism: Mandrillus leucophaeus (drill)
Lineage: Eukaryota; Metazoa; Chordata; Mammalia; Primates; Cercopithecidae
Gene: SCGB2B2
Product: secretoglobin, family 2B, member 2
Exons: 3
Coding region: 1760-2047 (95 amino acids)
Source: RefSeq, a predicted model, not a curated record
GGAAGCAGCCCAGGCUGCAGGCACCACAGGUGGCAGGGACGUCACAGUAAGUGGCCCACCAGGGAGUGGCAGUGGCCUCCAUCCUCCCUGCUCAGCCACAGCCCCUGCUUCAGUGCCUGCCAGUCCAACUGUCAACUCAUCCACUCAACUUUACAACUGGAAUGUGGGGGCAUUCAGGGCCCUGCCACAGGUGACGGCCACUCUAAGUCCUACCUGGUGCUGGGUAGGUCCUUUAAGAGGCCCAAGUCCUGGGCGCUGCUGUGAGGUUCCCUACAUGCACAGAGUGAUGGCUUGUGCCUGGUCUAGGUGAGCCCACUCAGUGUAGGUGGCACAGCCUAAUCUAGGAACUGCCCUGCAUUUCUAUGUGGCUCUCAGCAGCUCAGUGAGCGUCCUCUGCACUGGGCGUGUCCCUCAGGUGCUCCUAGCCAGAACCACCCUUGACACAGUAGGGCACAAAGCACUACAGGAGUGGCACUGGCACCCGAGUGUACAAGUGUCAGCAUCCCUGCUGCCUUCCCCACCCCUAGCUGUCCCCACCUGCUGAUUCUGCCCCUGGGGUCACCCUUACUAUUCAGGGUCCCGUCAGGAGACAGAAAUCAUGUGAGUGACAUCAGCUCCUCAUAUGUAGGUGUUGGGAAAAGGGCUUGUGGGGUGCCUGUAUAAACUGGCCAUAAAAAUAUGGGACAAUAAGUUGUGGAAAGCCACAAGAGGCCUCUGAGGAGGAAAGCCUCUUAAUUGCCAUCAUGUUCCCAUGCUCAGAGCAAGACCCGCUCUCUCAUCUGUAAACACUGUGUUCAAGGAGAAAGACACUUCUUUGAAACACUGGAAGGUGGACAGACAUGCAGGCUCCUAGUUAAGCGGCUCCCACUAGCUCCUCUCCGAUAAGUUAAAGAUACGCUGUUUGAGCACAAAGGAGAUUCAUUUAAACCGCUGUUGCUAUAGAUUACGCCUAUGAUGCACUGCCACCCUUUCACUGUUUCGCCCUGAACAUCUGCAUCUUAGAUCUAAGUGAUUGUACUCAAUAAAUAGUGAGGAGACCAGAGCUCGGCGCCUUUUUCAGCUUCCACAUUUUGCACUGGCCCCCUGGCUCCCCACUUUUCACUCUUAACUUGUCUCUUCUCAAUGCUUUGUUGCCACCAGACUUCGGGUACCCUACAGGUGGUGUUGAGGCUGGCCUCCCACAUGUAGAGUCCCUUCACUGUGUCACAUGUGUCCCUAACACACUUGCUACAUCUCAUGUCCUUUAGGUUCGGUGCUUUACUCCAGAUAAUGUUACUUGAAUCUAAAUUACAGUUUACUAAUUUCUCAAAAGCUGCACCUAAUGUGCUAUCCAUUCAGACAAACACACUCGCUUAGCAAAUGUUUGUUGAGCCAGUACUCAGUGGCAGAUUCUGUGGUAGGGCAUGCCAAGUGCAGACACAUGUUUGCCAAGACACAGGGUCACAUGUGCAUGCACACUUGGACCUGCAGGCUCACAGCAGUGCUCAGCCUGCUCCCAAUCCCAAUGUCCAGGGAGGACAGAGAAUGUCACAACACCCAACCCCUCCCACUGCAUGCUGAGCCCAGUUCCUGAUACGCUGCCACCACGACAGCAUGGCCCAGGGCUGAAGGUCUCUCUGCAGACCUGUCCUGACCACAUUCACACACACACACACACACACGCAUAUACACAAGAGGCGUGUCCCUUGUUCAGAUAUACAUAAAGCUCACCCAUCGCCAAAUUCCCUGCCUGUGCCUGCUGGGACCAGACUCCGCUGUCAUGAGGGUGACAUCUGCCCCCUGUGCUCUUCUGCUGGCUCUGAUCUGCAGCGUCCAGCUGGGGGAUGCCUGCCUGGCUAUCGAUAAACUGCUUGGGAAUGUUGUGUUUGAUGUCUCUCAAGACCUCCUGAAGGAGGAGCUUGCUCCUUAUAACCCCAGCCCCCUGACCGAGGAGUCCUUCCUCAAGAUCCAGCAAUGCUUUGCCAAUGUCUCCGUGAAAGAAAGAUUUGCUCAUUCAUUUGUUAUUACGAAGAUCCUUCAGAGCCCCGAUUGCGUAGAUGCAUCCUGAUCUGAGGACCCCUGCAGAUCAGAUAUUGGUCCUCCUGCCUUCCUUCGGGCUCCCCACGUUCCUGACCUGGCUCUGUUUAUCACUACAGAGACCCCAAUAAACACCUGCAGCUCA